AUGAAGGGAGAUUCGGAACUUUUGAAUCCCGUUGAAACCGUCAUGGCAUGGGUCGGAGGGCUUCCAUCUAAUACAAACAACUUCAAUGUACUGCACACAGCCUUUGACUUGUUAAAUUCAUUGCCUCCACCACCGGGACUUGACCACUACACCGAGUCGAGCAAUCCUACUGCCGACAAUCCGGACCCAGACUGGAUACAUGAAGACACAGGCAUAUCUGCUUCGACUGCUGGAUUCAACACUUGGGUUGCUCGUAGCCCUGAUGGCUGCGUGCAGAGUACCACAUACCAGGACAGUGGCGCACAGAUGACCUGCACCGCCCAUAUUGAUAUUCCAGCCGGUGUAUACCCCUCGUCUGCUGAGUGGACGCUGGAGGUAGAUGCGCAAAAUGCCCCUGUCGGUUCUUCCUGGGCUUUAACUGCAUAUGGACCUUCAGUUCCUGGUAUUUCCAUUGGCUUCUCCCGGACAACCAUUACCGAUCAGGAGUCCGAGGAAUGCCACUUUACUGGCAUUCCAUCGAGUGGAUACUCAUUCUCCGUUGUUCUUCAAUGGUUCUCGGAGGGAAAGGCUCCUGGCACUGACAUGAGCUUCUCCAUCGUUUUAUCGACUACCUCCCCCCCUGAGGGAACCGUGAAUACCAAUAACAACAAAGUACACCUUGGCCGCCGCCGCUACAAGGAGAUUGGGUCCAACCAAUGGCCACAUGCGGAGAUGGACAAGGAUGACAACUUGAAGUCAAUCCCGCCUGAUAUCGUCUACUCCGUCGGCGGAGACCACUGGAACUUCAAGUUCUCCUAA
This is a messenger RNA of Psilocybe cubensis, 798 nucleotides long. RefSeq lists its product as uncharacterized. Lineage: Eukaryota; Fungi; Basidiomycota; Agaricomycetes; Agaricales; Agrocybaceae. The transcript is spliced from 6 exons. The record is from RefSeq and is a predicted model, not a curated record. Bases 1 to 798 code for a protein of 265 amino acids.